AUGAUUGGAUUUGGGCUUUUCAUAUGGACCUAUUUUCACAUAAUUUUGCUUUUCAUUUUGAAUACCUAAAGGCAUGUUCAAAAUCAAAGCAUUUUCAACCAAAUUUCUCGACACCAAUCGUCUCCUCUUCCCCUUCCAGCUUUCUCUACUCCGCCGUAGCCUCGCACUCAUGUCCGUUAAGCGUGUGGGUACUCACAACGGAAGCUUCCACUGCGACGAAGCCCUCGGCUGCUUCAUGAUCCGCCUCACCAACAACUUCUCCCAAGCUCACAUCGUCCGCUCCCGCGACCCCAAGGUUCUUGAAACUCUGGACGCUGUGCUGGAUGUGGGUGGGGUUUACGACCCCGCCAAACACCGCUAUGAUCAUCACCAGAAGGCUUUUGAAGAGAUUUUUGGUCAUGGCUUUAAUACUAAGCUCAGUAGUGCUGGUCUUGUUUACAAGCAUUUUGGGAAAGAGAUAAUUGCUAAGGAGCUUCAAGUUGAUGAAGACCAUCCCGACGUUCAGCGGUUGUUUCUUGCAGUUUACAAGAACUUCAUGGAGGUCUACAAGUCUAGCACAAGGGGGGCAGGUUGUCCAAGGAGGGCAGGUUUUGCAGAAAUUGGGGAAAAGUGGAAGAGUGAGAAAUUUUUUAAUGUGAGAGCAGUGAAAUUUACUGCUACUAUAAUUUACCAUUGGAUUGAGGAGUACUAUAAAUUUUAUAUAGAUGCUAGGGUUUUCUGCUUUAUUGUUAAUUUCAUAAAGUUUUAUUUUCUGCAGUGGAAACUUCACUUAUUUGAGCUUGAGGAGGAGAUGAAGAUUAAUCCUCCUAUUAAAUAUGUGCUUUAUCAGGAUGACCGAAGUAAAAGUUGGCGAGUCCAGGCAGUGGCAAUGGCACCCGAUAGAUUUGAGAGCCGCAAGGCACUUCCUGCUCCAUGGCGUGGGCUGAGAAAUGACGAACUGUCUAGGGAGUCAGGGAUUCCCGGGGGCGUUUUUGUCCACAUGAGCGGUUUCAUUGGCGGAAGUCAGACCUAUGAGGGUGCACUUGCGAUGGCGAAAGCAGCUUUGAAGCUGUUGAGAUUAUCCACCUCACGUGGAAGCAGCCGCUAUAGUUGA
Molecule: messenger RNA, 1093 nt
Organism: Salvia splendens (bonfire salvia)
Lineage: Eukaryota; Viridiplantae; Streptophyta; Magnoliopsida; Lamiales; Lamiaceae
Product: MYG1 protein C694.04c
Exons: 6
Coding region: 74-1093 (339 amino acids)
Cellular component (GO): cytoplasm; nucleus
Source: RefSeq, a predicted model, not a curated record